GCCCAUCUGGACUACUCUAUCUUCUACCUGUUCAUCCGCGCGCUGCAGAUCUCGGAAUGUCGCAUUUUAGUGAGGCCGAAAUUGCUGAGUUCAGAAAAAAUGCCAAGAAGGCGAAAGAGACGGGCGAUUAUUCCUGGUUGAACUCACCGCCGUAUGAUAUGAGGUUCCCUAAUGUCAAUCAGACACCUAACUGCAGACAGAAUUUCAUCGAUUAUUUCCGUUGUAAAAGACUGUACGGUGAGGAUCACAAGCCUUGCAACUAUUUCCGCAGGAUAUACCAACUUAUCUGUCCUUCCAUUUGGAUUGAAGAAUGGGAAUCUCAGCUUUCCGAUGGAACGUAUCCGUACAGGGACUUGAUCAACCGUUAACGAUGAACUUCACUAAUUUUCCAUCAAGUCCAUAGUGUUAGUGUUUGCUCCCCUUCCAACGUUUUAAAAAGUUCAAGGUUCGCAUAUGUAACCUGUUUGAAGUUAAUAGCCCUUUGUUUCCUAUUCCAUCUCAUGCGUUUUGAGUCUUAUCAGACCACAUUUCCUAACUUGAGUUAGCCAAUAUCUGAUUAUAAUUCACUUCGGUAUAUGAUUAUCUCCCUGCGUCUUUCCGUGCGUGCCGGAUUCCCAUACUUCCGAAAUUCCUGCGGUCUUCGCGCCUUGAUUGCUGCACCCUCAAUGACUGGUUUUCCUGACUACAUGAUCCCCAUUAAAUCAUUUUGGUAGUUACCUUCUAAAUACUAGUCAUACCGAGUAAGCCUGUGUUAAGUCAGACGAGCUCGGUUCGGGCACCUGCGCAUACAUUAUGGGAUGGAUCGCUGGUGAAAACCGUUUACGAGCAGUAUGUGUGGCGGAGCUGAUUUAAAACACGAAUGGUAGAG
This is a messenger RNA of Dicrocoelium dendriticum, 868 nucleotides long. Lineage: Eukaryota; Metazoa; Platyhelminthes; Trematoda; Plagiorchiida; Dicrocoeliidae. The record is from the annotation of a GenBank genome assembly.